CGUCCUUGCAGUCUUGGUUUCUGAUCCGCGAAAACCUUUCAAAGAACGUAAAUUAUUUAUAAAUUUAUAUCUUAAUUAACGUAAAUUUGGGAGCGGUCAUUCCUCUGGAACUGUUAUUAGUGUUGGAGUCAACAAUUGUUAAAGUGAUGACAUCUGCUCUGCUUGAAGAAUCGAGUUUGGAUAAAGGAUCAUCAGUUCUGAUUAAAGCACAAUCUGCCAUCGUUAAUGAAAGUUUUCUGUUUAAUGAGUUCUAAUUAAAAGAAAGGAUCAGUUGUUGAAGGAGCAUCAGUUUUGAUUGAAGGAUUAUCAGUUAUUGAAGUACUAGUAGUUUUGAUGAGGAUCCCCAGUUUAUGUUCAGGUUUCAUCAGUUCUGGAUGAGGGACCAGCAAUUUUUAUUGAUGAAGCAUUAGUACUCUUUGAAGAUCCACGAGUAAUUGAAGAAACAUUCCGAUUGAUGUACCAUCAGUUGUCACUGAAGAACUAAUAGUUUUUAUGAAGAUAAGUUUUGGUUGAAGAUCCAUCAGUUCUGAUUCUGGGAAUAACAGUUGUUAUCAGAGAAUUAUUCCAUUUUAUGCGGAUCCAAAGUUUGUAGUGUGAUCACAUAAUUUUUGAGUGAAGGACCAUCUGAUGAAGCAUUUUCUUUAAAGGACAACUAGCUUUUAUUGAGGGAUCAUCAGUCCUGACAGAAAUACUACCAGUUUUUAUUUAGGUCUCAUCAAUUCUGAGUGAAGGAACACAAGUUUUUAUUGAGGAGUCAUCAGUAUUUUUCAAAGAAUUUAUACUGCCAAUCCAAAAAUCCUGACAGCUGAUUAGAUUCCUAACUUGCCAAAAAACAAAUAACCGGAUUUCAUUCUACUUUUAUUAGUGUUACCAAAACUCUGAUGAUUUCAAUUUCAGUGUUUCUUUUUGUGAACCUAAGCCCCAAGUUCUGAAAAUCCCAAAAUUUGCUCUUACAAUUAGUGAAGUUGAAAGAGGCUAAAAUAUCAAUCCCGACUAUUUUUCCGGCACUUUGCGAUUGCCGGCUGGUUUAUCAGUUUCUUCUUUUUCUAUCCUGUGAGGAGCUUACGAGGAACGAAGAAACUCACUUAUCGUUGGAGUUCUGUGUGCGGCGGGUAUAAGACUAAUUAAUUACUGGUGGCUGGGCGGUCGUGCGACAAUUAAUUAUUCAAAUAGGAUCGAGACCUGUGCGAGGAUAGAAAAGGAGAGACUCGGGAGGCUGAUAUCCUGCGGAGGACCAAGAAACGUGCGCGUGGAAAAAAAGUGCCGCGCUUAAUUUGCCGACUUAGUUAUCGGAUCCAACAGCCGGCCAUGUCAACCUCAGACUGAUUAUAUUAAAUUUUCUGAAGGAAGCUCUCGGGGAGGAUGUUCCACGGGAGCGGAAGUGGCGGCUACGGCGCAAGUUCCGACUAUCAGCAACAAUCUCAGCAACAACAACAACAGGGGCACCAACUUCAGGCACCAGUUUAUGUUCCUUCAUCAAGACCAACAAUUCCUUCCGCAGCCACGGCAGCCCAAUAUCAUUCCUUUCCCACUUCUGCAUCCCCAGCAUGGGAUAAAACGGCUUCGUGGCAACAUGGAGUGGACACUUAUGCACACCAUGCAUUAGCUGGACACACGGGGAGUUCCGCGGGUGGUAUGGGACCCCAUGGGGGUCACGGCCAUCCUCAUGGCGGACAUCCCCAUGCAGCGCAUCCCCAUUCAACCCUUGCUGCUGCGGCAGCUUCACCAUUUUAUGCCCAAAAUGUCGCGAUGAUGUCCUCCUGGAGAGCAUACGACACCUCAGGAUUCCAACGGGCUUCACCUUAUGAUUCCUCCAUGGAAUUUCAAUUUGGAGAAGGACGCGAAUGUGUAAAUUGUGGAGCAAUUUCAACACCCCUUUGGCGAAGAGAUGGAACUGGUCAUUAUCUUUGUAAUGCUUGUGGCCUUUAUCACAAAAUGAAUGGCAUGAACCGCCCGCUUAUUAAACCCUCAAAGCGACUGAUCUCCGAAUUCCAGACUGCAACGAGGCGGCUGGGGUUAUGCUGCACAAAUUGUGGGACACGAACGACAACUUUAUGGAGGCGCAAUAACGAGGGUGAACCAGUCUGCAACGCAUGUGGUUUAUACUUCAAACUUCAUGGUGUCAAUAGACCAUUAGCGAUGAGAAAAGACGGCAUCCAAACGCGGAAACGGAAGCCAAAAAAGACACCAGAACCUAACGCCAGGCCCUCGAAUGGAGACCAUGAAACAUCGGUCUCAACAACUUCCCCUCCCUCUAAUGAGGUGAAAGGCAGCCAAUUACAGCAGCAACAUCAAGUGGAGGUAUCCAAAUCAUCAAGUUCAUCAACAACCACCGAAAGACCUGUUUACCUAGGUCACACAUCUCUCCUUGCAACCGGAAGCACUCCAACCGUAAAAACGGAACCACGUAGUUGUGAGGGAGUCGUCGGUCAACCCUAUUCGUCAUAUUAUCCACAUCCACAUCAGUUAAGCACCCCAACGAGCGAACACCAACAAUCAAGUUACUACGGAGCCCAAGAAGCACCCUAUCAUCAUCAACAUCACGUAGCUGCCGCAGCCAAAUUAUUAGCAUCUUCCUAGGUCAUUUUAAAUCAUUUUUCCCAACAAAAUAAAGCGUAAUCAAAAGAUAAAAUAAUUGAAAGAUAACAUGGAUAAUCUGUUUAUGAGAUUCAGCGAAAAAUAAAUUUUACUUAUAUCAGAAUCACGAUUUUGUAACCCCCGGUUUUGUAAUUCCUAGAAUUGCUAGCCCACACAGUUUCUCAAGGGACAGGGCGAGAGAGGAUGGCGACUCUCGCCUCGAAAGGGCCGCAGUGCGCGAGUACGCAGUCGAGUAUAUUGCGCAAUAUUGUACACUCCCGGCACUGUUACUAAAUCGGGGAUCUGGUAUAUUUUUCCUUUUUAAUAAUCGACUUUCGACACUGAGAGAACAAAAUAUUCCAUUUUUGGGCAACUUCAAUAUUUGCAAAAAAUCAAUAGACUCUUAGAACAAUUUUUUACCAAUCCCUUUUUUACUCUCGGUGUGGUUUUAUCGAAAUCGUUAACCAGUGUAAAAUUUUUGUUGAUGAACGAGUGAUGCGAAACGCAUUUAAAUGUAAUCUUUUUUUUUUUGUCGAGUGGCACGAAAAGUCGACGAGAUUUACGGCCAUGGAAACCAGUUUGAGAUCUUCAAUUCCUAAUACUGAUUCGCGAUGUGUGAUAUUUAAAUUAUUUAUGAGGCACUCUACACAAGUGUACUUCUGUGUUUUUAAAAAGAAAAAGAAUUUGCUGAAUAAAAAAGAGGAAAAGAUAAGGAGAUAUGGUCUCAUUCGCAGCGAAUUCUUUUUCAAAAAUACGAAAUAUAAGACUCGAUUUGACUCUUCACCUAUCACGAGCGAUAUUUAGAGGCUGGUCAGUAGUACGAGACGCUCGUGAUUGGUCGAUGAACUGUCUCUUUGCCUUUGAUGUACCGCACUCUAAAAAAAUGUGGUCUCUCCUUUUUUGCGGUCCUCUAAUGAAAAGGAUAUUAAUUAAUUGAGAGUGAUCGAAAGAAAAAAAUCGUUUUCAAUCAGAGGAUCGCAGAAAAUUAUUUUUUGCGGUUGACAAUCCGCAGAUGUAAAUAAUAAAAUUUAUGAAGAGUUAGAUAUAAUACGAACACUUUAGACUAAAUGCAAUAUUAUUACUACUUUCUUCGAUUUAUUCUAAUCACAUGUUUCCUUUUACAAACGAGAUAUUACAAUUAAAAUAAAGAGAUGCGAAAUAAUUGCAAUAACAGGGUGGCGAUUCGGCGGACGAUUUCAAAUUCCCGGUUUUUCUUGGUCAAGUUUUUCAAGUUUUCCGAUCAACUCAAAUUUUUAAACACAGUUUAACAUAAAAA
Belonocnema kinseyi is the source of this 3853-nucleotide messenger RNA. Its product is annotated as GATA-binding factor A-like. Bases 1363 to 2580 code for a protein of 405 amino acids. Gene Ontology annotation, molecular function: zinc ion binding; DNA-binding transcription factor activity, RNA polymerase II-specific; RNA polymerase II cis-regulatory region sequence-specific DNA binding. Lineage: Eukaryota; Metazoa; Arthropoda; Insecta; Hymenoptera; Cynipidae. The record is from RefSeq and is a predicted model, not a curated record. Gene Ontology annotation, biological process: negative regulation of transcription by RNA polymerase II; cell fate commitment; positive regulation of transcription by RNA polymerase II. The transcript is spliced from 6 exons.